ACUUUUGUUGUUUUGUAAUGAGUUCGUACAUCCCAGAGUCUGUUAGACUCAAGGAGAAACGUGACGCAUUGCUAAAAGCCAAGCAGGUUGCUGAAGCUUUGAAGAAGGAGAAUUCACGCGACCAUUACCAUACCGAAUAUGUAAAGCGAGCAGAACGAUACAUUUUGGAAUAUCAGCAAAAAGAAAAAGAAGAGAUUGAAAGAAAUCGGAUGGCCCGUAAUAAAGGGUUGCUCAUCAGUAACAACUCAAAUCGGCUAGUAUUUGUGAUUCGAAUUCGUGGCAUCAACGAAGUCCCUCCAAAGCCAAAGAAAGUUUUGGAGUUAUUCCGCUUGCUGCAGAUUAACAAUGGCGUGUUUGUUCGCUUGAAUGAGUCAACACGAAAAAUGCUGGAAAUCAUUUCUCCCUAUGUUGCUUUUGGCUAUCCCUCGGUGAAUACCGUCCGCAACCUCAUCUACAAGCGCGGCUUCGCGAGAGUGAACAAACAACGUGUUCCUGUAUCAACCAACGAACUGGUCGCCGAGCAUCUGAAGCAGUUCGACAUCAUCUGCGUGGAGGACUUGGUUCACGAGAUUUAUACGGUCGGCGAGCAUUUCAAAGAGGCGAACAAUUUUCUGUGGCCUUUUAAACUCAAUGCACCCACGGGAGGCUAUAAGAACGUGAAGAAGCAGUUUAACGAAGGAGGAGACACGGGAAACAGAGAAUACCUCAUUAAUGGAUUAAUAGCGAGAAUGCUGUAGUGGAAAAUCGUGUGUAACAACCAAACAAAAUGUACCAU
Messenger RNA from Blastocystis hominis, 775 nucleotides. RefSeq lists its product as hypothetical. The coding region runs from base 18 to 737 and encodes 239 amino acids. Gene Ontology annotation, molecular function: structural constituent of ribosome; RNA binding. Gene Ontology annotation, biological process: maturation of LSU-rRNA from tricistronic rRNA transcript (SSU-rRNA, 5.8S rRNA, LSU-rRNA). The record is from RefSeq and is a predicted model, not a curated record. Gene Ontology annotation, cellular component: cytosolic large ribosomal subunit. The transcript is spliced from 4 exons. NCBI's taxonomy places the organism in Eukaryota, Bigyra, Opalinata, Blastocystidae.